This is a messenger RNA of Porites lobata, 6509 nucleotides long. NCBI's taxonomy places the organism in Eukaryota, Metazoa, Cnidaria, Anthozoa, Scleractinia, Poritidae. The record is from the annotation of a GenBank genome assembly.
AUGGAAGGUCUUAAAGAUUUGCUUGCUCCUAAAACACUCCACUGGCUAAGUUAUGUGGCAAAUGUGUUGUGGAUUUUGCUCGGAAUUAUCCUAUCUCCAAUCUUUCUCGACAUUGAAAACAGCGAACCGACAGACUUCCGUUGUGGCUCAAAUGACGACAGGGAACUCAUUCGUGGAAAGUGUUACGAAGAGUACGAUAAACAAUACAACAAAUUCCCUGUUUAUGGAUUCGUGAUUAUUAACUUCCUUGUGACUGCAAGUGUUUGUGGAAUAUACUCACAAGCGGUGAAGUCGAGAGUUGAGGAACUUGAACGUGAAAACAACGCGGAUGAUGAUGUAGAAGGGCAAACUCCCCGGAAAAAGCUAUUCAAAGCGUACUGUUUGCAACUUCUUGUCAGAUUUGUUCUUGGGAUUUUUUUUCUCGUUCUGCAGACCAAAUUACUUUAUCCUCUCAGCUUUCCCUCGAACUUUAACUGUAACUUAACAAGAGACGGGAAGUUUUCAGACAUUACGGCCAGUGCGUCUCGUAACGAAACUCAAACGCAAACGUCAUACGAAUGUCAUAAUCAACGAGCAGCUAAGAAGACCGUCUGGGCUUAUGCCGUGAUCGUUGUAACUGGAGCGUUUGCACUCCUUGUGUUUAUCGAGUCUCUGUAUAUGUUGUUAUGUCGUGCAAGAAAAGUAAGCUUCAGAGCCUUUACGAAGGACCAGGAAUUUCAUAAAUGUUAUCUGAGUUCGAGUAAGCCAACAGACGAGCAAGUCCCAAGGAAAACCAAACGAUCUGAUAGGGAUCCUUUAUGUCAUUCAGAUGAGGGUGAAAGACUAGAAGAGUAUCCCCAAACCAGAGAAAACUCGCAACAAACACUACCAGGAGAUAUUUUUGGUGCUGAAAAACAGAAGACACUUGAUGUUGGUCGUCCUGGAUUUGGAAAAACUAUGUUUAGCACGAAGAUUCUCCGCAACCCGGCAUCCGAAAGUUUGUUUCCAAUGGCUACUAGAAAUGAUGGAGAUGUACAAGACAAAGGCAGAAGGCUUUGGGACGCGUUAAAAAACAAAAAAAUCGAUCGCGUCGACCGUAUAUCAAUAAUUGGAGAACUACUAAAAAAUGGCGCACCAGUAAAUUUCAGGGAAUCCGAUAGACAGGUGGGAAACUUAAAGUUUAUAAAUAAGGUUUCCGUAGUUAUUAUUUGCCGCAGCAUUACAUCUCACUCUUACCUACGUAAAAAGAAACACGAGAGUGCAAGGAAAUCUUAUCCAGCGCACAGACAGUCCAUUUCUCCUUUGCGUCGCAUCAUUGCUCUUUCGUUGUUCAUUCAUGACGGUGGUAAACUUUAAAUAAUUUUCCAUUGAUUUUAUGCGCGAUUGAGUUGUAUUACGUCGAACAUGUCAAUAAUUUCGAAUCAAAAUCUUAAGCGUUAUACCCUCUUAAAUGAAGAAAGUACAGGUUAGACCUAUUGUAUUUGGCAGUUCAACAUUUCGUACAAUCUGAUCGACUGCGCUGCGCUGCAGUGCAGUGCAGUGCAGUGCUCGAAUCGGCUUAGCCUUUUAUAUGUCUUCUGCAUAGUCAGUGAGUUAGUUGCCUACAGAAUCCUUGUAAUUAGAAUCAAUCCGUGCGGUUUUGUUUAGUCUGUGGCAUUUAUCCUUACGGUUUUCGGGGAAACCCUAUUGUUUGUUUCGCUUUCAAUUUGACAUCGUUAAGUUUGCAUUCAAUUUGACAUUGGUAAGAUUAAGGUGUCAUGGCGACUCGAUGUGUUUUCGCUGUGUUUUCCUGAGCUGCGUUCUUUACAUUGUAUUUCUGCUUUCUUAUGUCUGCUCUCCGCGUCCAAACGAUUCACUGCACCAUCUUAAGGAAAAAAGGAUUGAAGUCAUCUACGUUUUACACUGUUAUUCACAGUUUUCGCGGUAGUGUGGUCACUCUUCUCAGAAUUCGAGUCAACUUCUGCCGCCUUCUUGGGUUUCUUGCACACCGUCGCACGACGUUUCUAGCCUCAAGUUUGGCCUACUAUCCCAACUCAGUUGCUGGGUUCCGGCUGAUAAGGCUUCUUUCUUGAAGCGACCUUUCUGCCAAUCCUGGUCCAGCUCCUAACUGUAAUAAAAACGUAUGUUCAGUCUGCUGACCAUCGAGAGAUUCAAUGCGAUGUUUGUCUCUCUUGGUGUCACAUCAAAUGUGGUAAAGUAACAACUGCUGAAUACAACAAACUUGUCUCCUUGACUGUCAGCUUCCCAUGGAGCUGCCAUGUGUCUGUAAUUACAACUUCAAAGAAUCUGCCUUUUUCUGAUAUUAGAAAUCCCGGCUCCGGUUUGGAUCCUUCUUCAGAUGCUGACACGAGUAUUCUGAAUGAAUCGUCGGAUAACAUUAACAUCGUCCAUGUCCUACCAACACCAUCACCAAACAGCAACCUGUCUACCUGUCAGCUCCUACUGCUCCCCAAGAUACCAAGGUAUCUUCUGGUUUAAAGGGGAUGAUAAUCAAUUGCAACGGCCUCAAGGGUCCAUCUCGUUUCUCAGAAUUUCAGGUUCUUCUUGACUUUCACAAACCUGAUAUCAUCCUCGGCUGUGAAUCAAAGCUUGACUGAGUGACGACCUAUUCAGUCCUUCCGCCCACCUAUUCCGUGUCUAGAAAGGACCAAAAUCGUAAUGGGGGAGGUGUGUUCCAGACGAUUAAGUCUGAAAUCGUUUGCGAGGAAAAGCCUAACUAUGGAAAAGAUUGCGAAAUCCUCUGGUCAUCAGUUAAGAUCGGUAACUGUAAAACUCCCCACCUAGCAUCUUGUUACAGACCACCAAAUUCUCCCCAAGAUGUUUUGGAACAAUUUUCAGAUUCCUUUAAUUGUGUCUUGGAAUCCUCUAAUCAUCACCCUAACAUAAUAGAAGCAGGAGAAUUUAACCUUGGUGAUAUUGACUGGUCCGCCGAGGUUCCAUUUGCUAACAACUCAGUUGCCUCGGCUCUACACAAUAGGCUGCUUCGUAUUACAGAGGACUUUUCGCUCACGCAGCACGUGAAAUGCGUUACUCGUCCAACAUCUGAAAAAACUUUGGAUUUAUUUUUUCAUCUUACCUAAACGUUAUCUCUGAUGUCUAUACUAUACCUGCAAUGAGUGAUCAUCUGGCAAUCCUUUUUCACCUAAAUGUUAAAGAUUCAAGAUCAUUUAAGCCUCCACACAAGAUUUUUGACUACAAAAGAGCAGAUUUUGAUGGCUUAAGAAAGUCCAUGUCUGAUUCUGCAGAGACCUUCUUUGCUUCAGCUCCACAAAACUUUGCUGUAGAAGAUAACUGGCCCCUCUUCAAAACUACACUUACAAAGGGCAUGGUUAAUUACAUUCCUCAAAGAUAUUCUUACAUGAAAUACAAGCUCCCUUGGAUAACCCUCUAAAUCAAACGUCAAAUGAGCAAGAAAGAUCGAUUGCAUAAGAAAGCUCUCCGCUACCAGAAACCCGACCAUUGGGUGGCGUUUAAGAAACAACGGAACCUCGUUUCAAGGAUUGUUAAAGAAUCUCGUAUGUAGUGAUUACUUGAACAAUGGUAUCGCGGCGAGCCUUCAGGAGAACCCCAAAAAACUUUGGUCUUAUGUCAGAUCUUGUAAAUCAGAGGACAUUGGUAUACCCCCUCUGCGAUAUGGCAAUAACCUGUGCACUUUUGAUAAAAGCAAAGCCGAGGCACUUAAUUCCUAUUUCUACUCAGUAUUUACUCAAGAGAAACUACCAAUCCCUACUAAACCUACCUCCCCGUACAACCUAAUUUCUGACAUCGACAUCUCAGUUCAUGGGGUACAUAAACAACUUCUUCAAUUAAACCUAAGAAAAGCUUGUGGUCCGGAGGAAAUACCAGCUCGUGUCCUUAAAGAACUGACCUCAUCUAUUGCACCUUGGCUUAGUUCUAUAUUCCAACAGUCCUAUGACACAGGAGUAGUACCCUCUGACUGGACUGAAGCCCUGGUUACAGCUAUUCAUAAAAAGGAUUCAAAGUCAAACCCUGGUAAUUAUCGCCCCAUUUCUCUUACUUCCUUAUGUUGUAAGGUUAUGGAACACAUUAUCUUGAGUCACAUUGCAAAACACUUGGCCACAAACAAUAUCCUGAUCGAUCAGCAACAUGGAUUUAGACAACGCUUCUCGUAUGAAACUCUACUUAUUUCAGCAAUCAGCGACUAGGCUCGAUGUAUUAACUCGCGUUCACAAACUGACGUAAUCCUUCUUGACUUCAGCAGAACCUUUGACUCUGUACCUCAUCAGCGUUUACUAUUAAAACUUGAUUAUUAUGGUAUAUGUGGAAAGACUGCGGCAUGGAUCAAAGCCUUCCCUAAGCAAUCGUUCCCAAGUGGUGUCUGUAAAUGGCACUCACUCCAGCCCUCGGCCUGUACCUUCUGGUGUACCCCAAGGCUCAUUACUGGGUCCUGUUUUAUGCUUACGUGAAUGGGCUGAAACCUGGCAACGAAACUUUAAUAUCACCAAAUGUUAUCACUUAGGGAUUACUAAUAAGGUUGUCCCCUUUUCCCAUAAUUAUCUCACUAAUGAUAUUGUUAUUGCUAAAUUAGCCUGCAUCAAAUAUCUUGGAGUAACUAUGACUCAUAAUCUUAAUUGGAAUCAACAUUGUGAUAAUAUUUGUAGUAAGGCUAAUAGCACGCUUGGUUUUCUGAGAAGGGUGUUGCGCAUUGUUCCAUGGAUGUCAAAUCCAAGGCAUACACUACCCUUGUGCGUCCUCAACUAGAGUGUGCUUGCUCUGUGUAGAACCCUUAAAUAAAACGAAAUAUUCACCAAAUCAAACCAGUUCAGCAUAGAGCAGCAAGGUUCGUUUUUAGAGACUACUCAAAUUUUAGUCAUGUUACUCCCAUGUUAAAACAGCUUGGUUGGGACACUCUUGAACUACGCAGGCUUUCGUACCAAUUGUCAAUGUUUUAUAAAAUACAAUAUACAAACCUCUGUAAUUUUGUGACAGCGUCCCCCAAAACCAUAUAAACUCUUAAUUUUUUUUCACGAUUUCUGUGAUAUUCCUAAAAACGGGCAAACACAGUGAUUUUCGAAUUAGUUCCUUCCAAGUAGUAGAUGCAUGACGAAUUUUACAGUUUAAAAGAAAAACUGAAAAAUUUUAAAGAGUAUAUAUGGUUUUGGGGGACGCUGUCACAAAAUUAUAGACGUUUGUAUGGAUCUUUAACCAUGUUUCAAGAGUCAUAACUUGAUUCCCCUUCAAUUUUAGAGCACCAAACUUGGUCAGAUAACCAAUCUCAACAUGACCUUUUAUAUGGUGGUGUCAGUUUAUCGAUUAGUUUAAAUUUGAAACUCGCCCCAGCUUCCUACGCAACUCCGAAAUGACUAAUUAAAGCAUUAAAAACAUAUUCUGAUUUCUUUUGGACUAAGGUUGAGGUUUAUGUUCAGAUUUACCAGUAUUUAUGUUAAUAUGCACUCAAAACUAACGCAUUGAGGUAAUUGACGAAAUUGACGUGUAUGCUGCAUAUGGAAAAGUUCAAAGGUGUCUCGUGCGCGUGACAGACGCUGGUUGACAGAGAGGCAAAUAAAUAUGUAGGAAGUUAUACUUCCGUAAUAGCUGAUAAAAGUCCAGUCAUUUCAAUUUGCUGCAUGCUCUUGCCUGUUGUUGUAACUACGGAGUGGGGAAUUUGAAUUUGUGGGUGGAUUUUAUUUGUUAGCUUUGUCAGAUAUGGCAGGGACACAACAACAACAACAUUUAAGCACAUUUUGGGCAUUUCUUAUAAUUUUAUUUUGAAAGACACUGAGAAUUAAAGUAAAGUGUCUGAUGAUAAUGUUAUCAGUUUUAUUUAGUGCAACAUGUCAAAAAACAACCACAGGCAAACAGGAAAAAAUAAGUAAAAGGUUCAUGACAACUUUUCCAUAAUUCCCCAGGGAUGUAUCGAAGGAAAAGCUAAGCAGGCUUUGUUAUAGGUCAAGCCAGCUUUUUUACCCAACUGCACCUUCAAAAUUACCCCAUGUCUUUGCUGAGCAAUUUUUCCUUUUUCAGACGGUGAAAUUAGCCGGCAGCAAAGCUGCAGCAGGCUCUUAGCGACAUCCCUGAUAAUGCCUAUUAGAAACCCUGAAGAACUUAGUCACACCCUGUCAUCCAGUUUCCUUUACUUUGCCAUAAAUGUGUCCAUCCCCACCCCCCUUAUUUUAAAUCCCAGCUGCCAUUCACCUACCCUCUGUUAGGGCUAUCGCUAGGCUGUCUGCUCGUACCUGCCUUCAUGUUCAGCUCCCACAAAUUUUUGCAUCUGCCUUGGAUUAACUACGUGCUUACUUACCGGCACUUUUAACCAAUUCUCCUCAAAUGUAAUUGCCUAAUUUGUAAAUAUCCUAAAAGUUUUAGAUGGCGCAAGCGGAAUGUUCGGACGGACCUUUUGCUGAACUUUUUUUCUAGUGAAAGUUUUUCCAUCUUUCUGGCACAUUUUCCUUGUGUUUUAAGUAAUCUGUCUAAUUGUAUUUUAUCUCCCUAGGAAAGUCAGAGGACCCCUCUUCACUUCGUGGUAUAUGAAAUUGGUGGAGAUGAUGAUCUUUUACACAUGCUCUUAA